AUGUCACGCCUUCAUUCUUCCCCUGCUCUUCUUGUUGUCGACAUGCAGAAUGGAUUCUGUCACCCAUCUGGCAGUUUUAAUAAGAUCGGUCUUCCGAUAUCGCGGCAGGCAAUGAUUGCUCCUAAAAUUGAACAUAUCACAAGUGUCUGUCGUACACCUGGCAUACCAACAUUUUACACGAAGAUGGAAUUCGACGGAAACUUCUCCGACGCUGGUAUAAUCUUAGAUGGUCCACCAGGAGUCAAAGAAGCAGAGGGCUUUGUUCGUGGCUCUUGGGACGCACAAAUUCUCGACAUCCUUCAUCCUCGCCCCGUCGAUACCGUUGUAUCUAAAACUCGCCACUCUGCCUUUUUCCAGACCAAUUUAAGUCACCUUCUUGCGGAGAAGAAAAUCAAUCAAGUUAUCGUAACGGGUGUGGCCACAAAUGUCUGUGUAGAGUCUACAGUACGAGAUGGGUAUAAUCACGGAUUCAAGUCUUUGACGGUAGAGGACGCGACAGCAACUUUAAUUCAGGAAGAGCAAGUUGCUAGCAUAAGAAACUUGCAGCACUUUGGAGGCACAAUUACAAUGGAAAGUCUGGAACAAGAGCUCAAUUCGCUAUCUCGGCUCUUAGCAAACUCCGAAAAAGCGUCUUCUGUUUCUAUAAACAAUGGUAACACGGUGUAA
Molecule: messenger RNA, 666 nt
Organism: Glarea lozoyensis ATCC 20868
Lineage: Eukaryota; Fungi; Ascomycota; Leotiomycetes; Helotiales; Helotiaceae
Product: Isochorismatase-like hydrolase
Exons: 1
Coding region: 1-666 (221 amino acids)
Source: RefSeq, a predicted model, not a curated record